This is a messenger RNA of Thamnophis elegans (Western terrestrial garter snake), 2730 nucleotides long. It is a transcript of the gene APLF, whose product is annotated as aprataxin and PNKP like factor. Gene Ontology annotation, cellular component: site of double-strand break; nucleus. The transcript has 10 exons. NCBI's taxonomy places the organism in Eukaryota, Metazoa, Chordata, Lepidosauria, Squamata, Natricidae. Bases 394 to 1587 code for a protein of 397 amino acids. Gene Ontology annotation, biological process: double-strand break repair. The record is from RefSeq and is a predicted model, not a curated record. Gene Ontology annotation, molecular function: DNA-(apurinic or apyrimidinic site) endonuclease activity; 3'-5' exonuclease activity.
GUUCCCGGCCCUCCGUUUCCACUAACGGUUUUAACGGCUUCUCCAGUCGAUUUGUUUAUUUACUUUUUUUUCUUCCUUCCCCAUUGCAAAUUACGUAACCAGGGAUUUCGGAAACACCCGCCUUUGCCGAUAAGCAUUUUGGGAGAUGUAGUUUGGUGCCGAGGCCGGAAUUUCCGUAGUGGAUUGUGGGCGCAGUCAUGAGUGUGGUUUCUCUUAAAAGGCAGCGAGCUAUUGGUUACACCGGUAUGGUAUGUUUUCAGUUCAGCAGAUAGGAGGAAUAUAUACAAGAAGGACGAUCCUUCAUGGCAGCGCCUGUUAGUGGGCAUCCACUCACCUGCUGCCUGCCAUGUCCCUCACCUUGUGUCACUGCUGCCAUCACCAGUUGUCCCAUUAAUGGGAAGGGACUGUCGGAAAAAUGAUAAUCGUGGUGUAGAAGACCUACCAAAUCAAAUCCCCACAACUCUGCAGUCUACCAUGAGAUCUCAGAGUCAGCCUUCAGAACAAUCAACAAUUUCUUCUAGCAAAAACCAACUUUCAGAAGUACAUUCACUUAUGGAAAAAGCAACCGAAAUCCCAGAGAGGUUUACUCUUCCUAAAAUAGAGGAAUCAAGACCUGCUCAGCGAAAAAGACAGCUUCCAGAAUGGAUGCUGACAGCAGAUCUAAUGGUUUCAAGCCAGUCAAUCUCAGCCUCUAAAAAUGGUAGUAAUGAAGAAGAAAAGCCAGGUGUAAGUAAAAAGCAGAAAAUUCUUGAAAGUGAAGAUUCUGCCCUUCUAAAAGAGGGGGUAUUUACUAAAGAUGUUGCAAAGAAAAUGCCAAAGAAUGGAAGUAAAAAAAUAUCUCAGAAACUUGAAAGUUCGUUUGAGCAAUUUAACAAUGAGCUGGAUGAUGAAGAGAUGGACCUGGACCUCAAGUCAGAUGAACAAGCAUCUCAGUCUGCUCAAGUACAUACAACAAAUAUAAAAGAAAACAAAUUGGAGAUUGCUAAUGCUAAAACCAGGCAGGUUUAUAAGGAAAAGCCAUCACAAUCAUUACUCAGUCAGGAUGAUAUUCAAGAGACUACUCUGAAUCAGACUACUGGAAUAGAUACUUCAAAUAUAACCGAAAGUCAGGAGAUGCAACAGAGGAUUUCCCAGAGGAUUUCUUGUCAGUAUGGGAACAGCUGCUACAGAAAGAAUCCUAUUCAUUUCCAGCAAUUUAGUCACCCUGGUGAUAGUGAUUAUCAUGACUUAGAAGCUUUAACUCAGGUUGAUGAUGAUAGGCCUGAAUGUCCUUAUGGAACAGCUUGUUACAGAAAAAAUCCACAGCACAAGUUGGAAUAUAAACACACAACUCCUCCUGAAUCUGAUAGAAGGCAGAGAUCAAAAGUUACAAGAAAAGUAAGAAGUGUUCUUGCGGAUGAGAGUGAUGAUGAUGGUGAAGCAAAUGAAUACAACUUGAAUGACAGUUUUAUAGAUGAUGAAGAGGAGGAAGAGAGUGAUCCUACUGAUGAAGAUUCUGAUUGGCAACCAGAUUGUCAAGACAAUGAUGGUGAAGAUAUGGACAUGCUUCUCAAAGAAGCACAGAAUUUUGUUAAAACCAAGAAUUAACGAUAUUCAAAUAUUUUGAUAGAGUUUAUAAAGCAUCCUUCACAAUAUGAAACAUGUAUCCCAUUAGGUGAUAAUGUCACUUUUUAAAUAGUGACUUACUUUAAUGUUACUUUAUAAAAUGGGAUUAUAUAUGUACAUUUCAAAAUUUCAUGACUCCAUAGCUGAUAAUGCUUGUGAAAAAAUCUUAUGUGUUAAGGAGUACACUUAAGAUUGCUGGAUUAAUAUCAUUUUUGUAGUGAUAGGUGUGACUUUGUGAUUUAAAGUGAUGAAUGCUUUCCUAAACUUUGUAUUAACACAUUUCAUUGCAUAGAUGGAUAAAUAAUAACUUCAUAUUGGUAAUGGCACUGAUUUGGAUUUCAUGUCUUUAUUCUAUCACUGAUAAUAAAACUAAGAGUAACUGCACUUUUUGUAAUAUGUUGUUUAACAUUGCAAGUGAUAUUAUUUCUAUUUAAGAAGAAAGUAUAUAAAUUUAUUCUGAAAGAUAAUUAUGUGCCCAAUCUCUUCAAUAUUUUAAUUUCUCUGAAGCAAUGUUCGAAUUAUUACAUUCAAUUGGCUGAAGCUGAAACAAAUCCUAAUUUGAUCAACUUUAUACUGUAACAUCAUAAAAUGUCUGAAUUGCACUUUGAAUCUGUUGUAUGCAGAUAACAAAUAUGAAUAUCAAGAAAAGAUUCCAUCUGUCAUUUGCCUCUGGCAGAUAGUGUCCAAAGUGCAGUACUUUCUUAAGUCAGAACUGUAUUGCUUGACCCUUAUAGUUAUGAAUCUUAGCUUUAAAGAGCCAAGAGUCAGUAGCUCUUCAUGUCUUGUGUUAAACCAUAGUAUGAUUUGUAUGGUUUUGGCACCUCGUGUUUUGCAAAUGCAGCAUUUCUGGACUUUGUGGCUUGGAGUAAGGUGGGAAUCUAGCCAAUGUUUCAUGGACUGUUUCCAAGUUACAAAAAGAACACUGCAAGCUUUAUUUUAUUUGAGCUUUAUUUUCAAAGCUUUUAAUAGUGGUUUUAAAAGGUAUGGACAGUUUAUUGUUUAUUCUAUUUAACUCGUGGGAUAAAAUAAAAGAAAAUAUAGUUUAUUCUCCCAUUCCCAUCCCCAAUUCUAAAACACUAUUACAGUCGGGACAGUUCCAUUUGUACCUUUUGAAAAAAUCAAAAA